Messenger RNA from Chrysochloris asiatica (Cape golden mole), 7284 nucleotides. RefSeq names its product interferon-induced very large GTPase 1-like. The record is from RefSeq and is a predicted model, not a curated record. The transcript has a single exon. The coding region runs from base 1 to 7284 and encodes 2427 amino acids. NCBI's taxonomy places the organism in Eukaryota, Metazoa, Chordata, Mammalia, Afrosoricida, Chrysochloridae. Gene Ontology annotation, molecular function: GTP binding.
AUGGACACAGCAGCAUCCAUCCCUGAAGAGGACCGGCUCAAACAGGAAAGAAGACAAAAUCUCCAAGAAAUGCUGAGGGAAUUGGGACUGUCUACUGAGUACUGGUUGCCCAAGCUGAAGGAACAACUGGGUGUGACAUGUGCCCAAGCCUUACAAAAUCUAGGAAAAGAAGAUCUUCUAAAGCUGAAAUCCCAAGCACAACAUUCUUGGGAAAAACGGGCCCUGGAGAAGCUACUUAAUCUGUCACACUCAUGUCGUCUUUCAAAGGUCCAGGAGUAUCAGAAGCAUAACCAACAGCAGGCACAGCAAGCACUACGGGAGCUGGAAGAUUUGAUGUCACAAGGGAAGAAGCGACAGGAAGAAGCAGUGAGGGAAAAAGAAGCAGAGCUGAGGCAAGCUAUGGGGAUCCCAAGAGAGUACUGGCCACCCCCUGAGACGUCUCUAAGGGAAAUCAUAGAGAACAUGCAGAAACAAUUCAACCACAUAGAAGGGACAUUGUAUGACAGGCAAAACCUCCCAGAAGAAGAUCUGGUGAGAAAGGCAUCUGGAGGACUGGCCCUUCAGGGAAUCUACAAAACCAGCCAACAUAGAGAUCUGAUAGAGAAAAGAGAGGAGCUGCUCAGUCUCCCUGAGGAUUUCUCUCUGUUUGGUCCUGAGAAGGGCAGCUGGAUGGAAACAAAGGAAUUUUCAUCUUCUCACGCAGAAUCUGUAUUCAUCCAGACAAUACAGAAGCUAGGAUUCAGUGCCACCACCUCAGCCAAAGGUGAAGGCUGGGGAUUCAGCGUGGAGGCAGGUAGAGACCACAGUCAACAUUCAGAAUCCCAGGGGAGUCAACAGUCACAUUCUGAGCACUCUUAUUUCUGCACAACCAAGUUCAGCUACAUCCCACUGGCCUCCUGCCACUUUCCCAUCAACCAGCUCCAGUUCUCCAAGGCUGCUCUACAGGAACUAAAAUGUAUUGAAAAACUUUUGGGAAAAGCUAAAGGCCCAGACAAACUCCUCUUGCUGAGGCAAAGAACUGAGGACAUCUUCCACAGGUUUGGCUCUCAUGCUAAUAAGGGUCCUGUGCAGCUGGGAGGAAUCUACUGGUGGAAAGCUGUUGCAGAGGAUUUCCGAAGUGGACAAUUGGCAGAAGUGAAACAACAGUCAGCAAAGGCCCUGGAUAUUUACAUGCGGGGCAGCUACAGUAGCUUUGGAAGGAAAAUUGCUGCAGGUAUGAACAUUUCAAAUUCUCAUUUAAAAAUGACCUCUCAGAGCACUAAAUUCAAAAACCUCCAAACCAAAGUCCAGUUAUUGGUGGGCCACACAGGUGGUCCACCAGAACAAGAUAACCUACCCGAGUGGAAAGCUGGCCUCAUUGCCAGCAAUCAAACCUGGUGUGUCAUUGACAGGGGGCUACAGCUGAUACCCAUCUGGGACAUCAUCCUCUCCAACCACAGAAGUGAUUUUGAGGAUCCAUAUCAAGUGGCUAAGUGCCUGAGAGACAACUAUACUGCACUGACUGGCCUCGAUGCCCACAUCCAAGAUGGAAAAGAAAUCCUCAGUGCUAACAAGGACGCUCAAGUUUUCCUAGAAGAUGUGAAAUAUUGGGAGGUAUCAGAUCCUGAGAAGCAGCUGAAAAAACUGAUAGAUUUUAUGCAAGUGUUGAGUCAGAAAGUUAGAAGUUAUGACAUCUGGAUUAACAUAUGUCUCACAGAAGGGAACUUGCAGAAUUUUCUGGUAAACACGGUCAACUUUUGCAAAGAGUCUUCCAUUCAUUGCAUUGAAUUCAUUAAGUGUCAGUUGCGUAUGCUUCUGUACCCUCACAUCUACAAAGUAGAACACUUUCCUCAGGUUCACACUAUCAUGCAGUGGAUCUUCCAAACAGAGUCACACCAAGAGCAAGUCAACAUCUCUCAAUUAUCUGAAUUCAUCAAAAUCUUAAAGGACACCCAGAAUGUUCUCAUGGAAAAGAAGGCAAAAUCUGAGUCUCAGGAAGCACUGGAAGAUGCUCAAAGAAAAGCCACUUAUGAGAUCAGCUUGUCUCUCCACUCCUUCUUAGAGAACCUCCAAAAAACAGAGCAGCCUGACACACAGCUCUUGCUACUUCUCAUCGCAACUGGGGCAGGGUAUGACAUGGUUCACAAUACUUUUCAGUAUCUCCUGGGUUAUGAUGAGUUAGAGUACUUGCAUCAUGAAAUGCAAAAGGCCCAUGAUAAAUACCAUGAACUGAAAGAUACUUGCAACUACAGGGCUCAGGCUUUCCUGGUGCUCACUGGUCUAACAGUCACAGUGGGAAUUACAGCUGUUCCUCCAGAGAUGAAAACACAACGUUUAGAAUUAAUGACACAUCACAUGGGACAAUUCCUGUCUGAAGAAAUUGUGAAACUCAUCACCAAAUUUGGAGCAGGCCAUGAUUGGAAAAACAUAGAGAAUGAUCUAAGAUUGCUCAUUGAUGGCAAUUAUGAAGCCUUUGUGUCUUCUUUCCAAACGGAAGAGGUGAGAAAGCAAUUGGAAAGUCUUUUUUUGUGUCAUGAAAAGAAACAGCCCCAGAAGACAGACGAUAAUGAAGAUAACAACACAAAAGUGAUAGAACAUGGAGCAUUCCUAGAGCUACUUCAGCGUCUAGGCCUAGAACAUUACUACCCAAAGAGGAUGAGCAGAGCUAACUUCCAUCUGAUCCACAAGGCCUCUGUGUAUAACACCCAGCCCAAUUCUGAACAAGACCUUCCCUUCUACUUCCUGCAGAAGUUGCUGGUGCUUGAUUAUAAGCUGAGAUUCUUGGUCUUCAAAGGUGAUGAGAACCCAGAAAUUCCACUCUCUUCAAGUACCUCCAACAAGGAAAGUGAGUUUUUUGACCCAUAUGGAGACAUUUUUGAACACAGUGACAGUUCCAGUAAUACUUCAGUCAUAAAUCCCAGACGCAACAUUCACCCAAUGGAUAUUCAGAUGGCAAUUCAUCACUGUGCAGAUGACUUUGCCAGGCAAUAUAUUUAUGCUAAACUCUCCAUUUGUCAGUUUGCCCUUCCUCUUGUGGUACCACAUCCCUGCACUUCUGAAAUUGAAUUCUCUCUCUGGGCUCUCAGCCAAAUUAGAAGAAGCUGGCAGCAAUCAAGUACAUCAUCAAAGGUGAAGAACAAUUACAAAAAUCAGCAGAUGACUAGUGUACCUACUUCCAUAGUCUCCUUCAUUAGAGUAGGAAAUGGCUUCUCUACUUCAAAAUCUCAGAUCAUGAACUCGCUUGUCAGUGAACAUAAACAUGAUGUCUUUUUUCACCGACACUGCCCAGGAAGCAGCACAGACUGUCUCUUGAUGAAGGGUGUGGUGGAAAUCUGCUGGUUCUGUCCAGGAGGGGAAGAGAAGGACAGAUUUGACAACUGUCUGACCUUCACCAAUCUCCACGGAGAUGCAAAGGAACAUGGACGACAGCUCACUUUCUUGCAGAAAAUCUCUUCACUCAUUGUGGUCCUCAUGUCUGCUUCAGAUAACAACGAAGAAAACCGAAAAGUUGUUCGUGACUUAUGCCAGUCAUCAAAACCUUUGAUCUGUCUGCUUGAUGAUAAAGAAAAAACCAUGGUCAAUAAUUCCAGCCAGAAAGUGGUAAUAGGGAUCAAAAACAGAAAUGAGGCAGAAUUAACAGAGGAGCUCACAAAUACAAUCAGACGUUUGUCAGACCUAUCAGACACAGCUCUCAAUUUAGAGGACUGUGCUCACAUUGCCCAAAAACAAGGAUUCCAAAUAGAUGAAGAUCUGAGAGAUUGCAAGGAAGCCAAAGAAAAGGCACAGACACUAAUUGCUCUCUUGGAAGAAAUGAAGUUAUCUAAGAUAAAGGAAAAUUUACUACCCCUUCAGGGACAACUAUGGCACCUCUGGUGUAAGAAGGACAAAGAAUUCUAUCAUCUGAGAGAAAAGGGGAAUCGUAGCAUUGAGCAACACAAGAGUGACAUUGAGACAGAAAAACAAAGAAUACGGCGUCAGCAAUUGGACAAAGCGUUUCCUCUGAAUGAUUUAAUGCGAUCUUUCCUUGAAAUUCUCCAAGAACGUUCUGAACCCCUCACCAAACUUUACUUCCUGCAGUGGUUAAGUGUGCUUUUGACCAACAGAAGCAUAAAACCUUUGGAAAACCUGCAUGAGCAGCAAAGGACUUUGUGGUCAUCAAUACAAACAGAAAAGCAAACGGUACUGAAGAGCAACUCCCUCGGAGACAAGCAGAAUAAGAUAGAAGCCAUAUCCAAAGAGAUCAGUGAUUGUUCCUUAGGAGUUGAGCAUCUUCUCAGAGAAAUUGGACAGAUCUAUGAAGCACUGGAAGAAGUUUCCUCCAUUAGAGAUCCCCUUUUCCUCUGCCUUCCCCAUAUUGCUGCUGACCUGAUGAUAGCUGGGGCUCCCAUGGAGCUAAUGGAUGGGGAUGCUUCCUACGUGCCUCUGAAAUGGGUGGCUGCUAUUUUUGAUAAGCUCUCUGAGAAACUUGGAGACAAACGACUGUUUGUUCUUUCCAUUCUUGGCCUGCAGAGCUCAGGAAAGUCCACCCUGCUGAAUGCCCUUUUUGGGCUGCAGUUCACUGUCAGUGCGGGGAGGUGUACCCGGGGAGCCUACAUGCAGCUCCUGAAGGUGGAGGAGACAUUCACAGAGGAACUGGGCUUUGACUUUAUGCUUGUUGUGGACACAGAAGGACUUCGGGCACCAGAACUCAACAACAAAUCUCAGAAUUGGGAUAAUGAGUUAGCAACCUUCAUCAUUGGACUAGGAAACUUGACUCUGAUCAAUAUUUUUGGAGAAAAUCCAUCAGAGAUGCAGGAUAUUCUACAAAUAGUUGUCCAAGCUUUUCUCAGGAUGAAACAAGUAAGACUCUCCCCAAGUUGCCUCUUUGUCCAUCAGAAUGUGGGGGAAGUUACAGCUAAAGACCAAACUAUGGAAGCACGAAGACGACUAGAGCAGAGACUAGAUGAAAUGGCAGCAAUAGCAGCGGAACAAGAACAGUGCCCACAUGUAACCCGCUUCAGUGACGUCAUUAAGUUUGACGUCAGUAAUCACCUCUACUACUUUGCUCACCUCUGGGAUGGCAAUCCACCAAUGGCCCCUCCCAAUCCUCGUUACAGUUACAAUGUGCAGGAACUGAAAAGCAACAUUCUUAUGACUGCCAAAGAGGAAUCCAGGGGCACCAUCAUGAGGUUAUCAGAAGUAAAACUUCGAGUUCAAGAUUUGUGGAAAGCCCUCAUUAAUGAAAACUUUAUUUUCAGUUUCAGGAAUACCAAAGAGGUGAUGGCCAUGAGCAAACUGGAAACAAUGUAUAACCACUGGAGCUGGGAACUGAGGAGUCAUGUGUUAGACUUACAGAACACGCUGACCAACCAGAUUCAAAAUUUCAAAAUGCAAACACUCAAGCCCAACACAGUUGAGGCGUCAGUAAAAGAAAAAUAUGGAACCAUCAAGAUAGACCUUGAAAAAUAUUUUACUGAAGACCCAGAUUAUGAAAUACUGGUUCAGUGGAAAGCAAAUUUUGAGAAUAAGCUAGAAAUACUUAAAGAGGCACUUAUUUCAGAAAGCCAAAGAAAAGCUGAAGAGCUCAUUUAUUUAAAAAAAAGCCAAGAAAAACUGUCUGCAAAGAAGACAAGUUAUGAAAAGGAACUGUUGGAAAAAAGCAGAAAGUUGGCUUUAACUGUACAAGACAAAGAAUUGAGUGAAGAAGAGCUAAACAAGAAAUUCAAUUAUCUGUGGAAGGAAUGGGUCUGUGAGGUAGCCUCAGCUUCCCCUCCCGCUAAAGAGCCUGACAUAGAUGUGGACUCUGAAAACACACUUUUGAAUUACUUCACACAGGAGAUACACAUGCGGGACAGAUUAAAGAGUAACUGCAGAGAACAUUUUCAAAUUGACUAUGAUAAACAUAUCAAAAUGGGCAAGACAUGUUUAGAAUUCAAAAAGUCUUUAGAGGUCCAUGAUAAAGAGCACAUAAAUAAGACUACAGACAGCAUUAUUUCUAAUUUUAAUGAAAUUAUUGACAACAUUAGGAGACAAAAGUGUGAUUACAAUCCAAGUUAUUUCUACGAAAUCUUGAGAAUGAUAGAUAAGGAAAUGGCAUCUGCAUCCACUGACAACAGAUACACAUUCACAAAUAAAUAUAAAAUUGAUUUAGCUUUGUGUUUGUUUCAAAGAGCAAAAGAGAAUUUUAAGGAGAUACACAAGGCAUUCAAGAGAGCAAAUGAUCCUGUAAACUAUCUGGAAAGUAAGAAAGAUGAUUUCUUCAUGAGUUUUAAGAUUUCCUGCCAAGGAGUAACCUCCAUCAAAUCAUUUGUUGAUUUUCUGUGGAACAAGCUUACUUUUGCUAUCUCCACUACCAUAUUGGAUAAAAUGGUCCUUAAAGUUUCAGGGCACAUGCGGGCUACCUGCCCUGCAUUCAAUGGAAACAGGGCAAACCUAGAGAAACACAUUCUUACCUCUCUGGCAGAAGAAGAAAUUUUUCACAGUUAUUGGCAGUACCUUACUAGCCCAAAGUUGUUUUUUGAGGAUUACAUUGAGCACCAUAUUCAAAGAUACUAUUUAGACAAAACUUGUGAAAAAACAAAGACCUUUUUAAAAAUCAGUGUAGACGAAAUCAAGACUGUCAUCCUCGAAGCUAUUCAUGAAUCCACUGCAGUAGCUAAAGAUAAAAGCAGCACUGCAUCAGAAUGGUUGGAUUUGUUUUGCGAUCACUUGGGAAGUAACUUGGUGUUCCCAAGAAGCACUUUGGUAAGCAUUGAACACCAGGAGAUAAAAGAUACUGAAUUUCUCAAACAAGCCAUGAGUGAAGCAUUGGAUCCUACAUUGAAGAGAGUAGAACAGGACUUUCUGAAUGUGUCUAUAAAAAAAUUGGCUCCUGAAACUACAAAAUUGCUCUCUGAACACCUCUGUGGCUGCUGGAAACAAUGUCCCUGCUGUAAAGCAAUUUGUACAAACACAAUUCCUACACAUGAAGGAGACCACAGAGUUCCCUUCCACCGUCCUCAGGCUGUCAGUGGAAUGACAUGGGAUAAAACGGACCAUUUUACAAUUGACUGCUGUACCAGUUUGGUCGCAAGUGACUGUUUAUUGGUUUUAAGUGAUGACAGAAAAAUCCCAUAUAAGAAUUACCGACAGGCAGGAGGGGAUUAUGCCACAUGGAGCAUCACCCCAGAUUCAACCACACAGCCAUACUGGAAAUGGUUUAUCUGUCACUUCAGAACAGAGCUAGAAAAAAUGUAUGAGAAAAAAUUUGAGGGAAAAGGUCAAAUUCCUGAUGCAUGGACCAAAAUCACAAAGCAGGAAGUGCUUGAUGAUUUGAAAAGGCAAUGA